Molecule: messenger RNA, 4050 nt
Organism: Archocentrus centrarchus (flier cichlid)
Lineage: Eukaryota; Metazoa; Chordata; Actinopteri; Cichliformes; Cichlidae
Product: dystroglycan-like
Exons: 3
Coding region: 1095-3824 (909 amino acids)
Biological process (GO): morphogenesis of an epithelium; nerve development; muscle attachment
Cellular component (GO): sarcolemma; dystroglycan complex; dystrophin-associated glycoprotein complex
Molecular function (GO): laminin binding; calcium ion binding
Source: RefSeq, a predicted model, not a curated record
GGUCGUUGUGAGGUCAGGGAGUAAACUUCCCUCCUUUUAAUCAAGUAGUCAGCUAACUAAUUGAGAAAACCUUUUACGAAGAAGAUGGCUAAAAGAAAAAAGAUGAGUAUCGUACUUUUCAGCAGGAAUGGACAGAUGAAUUCGCCUUUGUGGAGAGAGCAGGUUCUGCAGUGUGUCUAAUAUGCAGUGAUAAAAUUGCAUCGAUGAAACGGUCAAAUAUAAAGCGGCACUUCGACACACGCCAUACUACAUUUGCAUCGAAAUACCCAGCGGGGGACAGCAGGAAGAAAGCAUGUCAAGAGCUACUGUGCAAAGUGCAAGCUAGUCAGCAGCAACUUCGUGUUUGGACCCAACAAGGUGACUGGAAUUCGGCUAGCUUUGCUGGUGCUUUAGCAAUUGUGAGAAACGGAAAGCCAUUCACAGAUGGUGAGUAUGCCAAAACAUUCAUGCUUGAUGUCGCCAGUGAACUUUUUGACGACUUUUCGGAUAAAGACAAGAUAAUGAAACGAAUAAAAGACAUGCCUCUGUCGGCGAGAUUUUGAGCUACAAGUUGCUGACCUGAAGGCCUCAGACAUGUGGGUGAAUAAAUUCAAGUCACUAAAUGAAGAUUUGGAAAGACUUGCACGACAGCAAGCAGAGUUGGCGAGCAAACACAAGUGGGGAGAAAUGAAAAAACUUCAACCCGCAGACCAGCUGAUUGUCAAAACUUGGAAAGCACUUCCCGUCACAUACCACACACUGCAGCGUGUGAGUAUUGCUGUACUAACAAUUUUUGGCUCUACGUAUGCAUGUGAGCAGUCUUUCUCACAUCUAAAGAACAUUAAGACCAACCUACGAUCACGUUUAACGGAUGGAAGUCUCAACUCCUGCAUGAAGCUUAACCUCACCACGUAUCAACCAGACUACAAAGCCAUCAGCAAAACCAUGCAGCACCAGAAGUCGCAUUAAUGCCAGCUGUCAUGGCUGUCUAACAGGCUGCCAAAGAUCUCUUCAUGGAUCACAGAGGACAACAAAAAGAAACCGCUACAUUUUUGAGCAUAGCCAAUCACUAAGGAAUCUGACUCACAAGCAUAUCAUCAGACUGACUUCAGUGCAUGUGGCCUCUUCAGUUGUUCAUAGACAUCUGGGCAGCCCAAAGGCCUAUUGCUAUGCACUAUAAACGGAGAGACAUGAGCUGCGGGGAUGCUGGGGGUAGCAAGCUUAUUUCGUGCAGGACUAUCCCUCUGAUAAUGGGGCUUCUGGCGACCCUGACUCAGGGCACAGUGCCAGAACAGCAAGGGACACUUGUGGAGAUGAUAUCUGUGGAACUAGAGGCUUCCAUGCAGUCCUCUGUGCUCUCUGAGUUUAACGCUGCAGCAUCCUCAGUUGGUGAAGGGCCGCCCACAGCUGUCCCAGAUUCUUCUGCAAAGAAUGGAGGAGUGCACACCAGCAUCCCUGACUCCUCAGCAAAUGUGGGCCAGGUGUUCCAGUUGAAGGUUCCACCAGGACCUGCCCAUGCAGGCUGCAGUAUUCAGGUCACUGAGAUGGGAAAAGAGACUUUACCCUCCUGGCUAUACUGGGACAAAGAUAGCUGCAUUCUUAGAGGUUUGGCUCUGGAGCAAGAUAAAGGUGUAUAUCAUAUCAUGGUGUCGGGUGAGGAGCAAAGUGAGAAGACUAGCAGCCAAGUCUUCCCCAGUACAGUCUUCUCUAUUGAAGUAUACCCAGAAGAACGAGCAGAUACUGAGCCACCCCUGCUCACUCUUCAGUCUGAUAUUGGUGGCCUACAGCCUUUCACCUGUGGCCCUGAGGAACCUGUCACUGUCCUCACUGUUAUCUUGGAUGCUGACUUGACAAAGAUGGUUGCUGAACAGAGGGUCAACUUACUGGGCAAUAUAAGAAAAUUCUCACAUGUACCACUGGAGCACAUGAGGGUGGUCCCUGUCGUCAACAACCGUUUAUUUGACAUGUCUGCUUUCAUGGCUGGACCAGGAAAUGCAAAGAAGGUGGUGGAAAACGGGGCCCUACUAUCAUGGAAAGUUGGAUGUGCUCUUGACCAGGGCAACGUUCCUGACAUUAGCAGUGUCCAAUCCUCAGCAAAGGAUGGGACUAUGUCAGCUAGGCUAGGAUAUCCAGUGGUUGGCUGGCACAUUGUUAACAAAAAGCCCCAUGGAGUUAGACGGGUCAGGCGGCAGUUGUACAAUACUCCUACUCCAGUACCCUCCCUACUUCCUCCAACUAUCAACCAAGAGCCCUAUUCACGUGUUAUUCCCACUCCAACGUCACCCUCAAUUGCUCCAGCAACGGACAAUUCUGCUCCCCCUGUUAGAGGCCCUUUGCCCCUUCCAGUGAACCCUACUAUGAGGGUCAGAGAUCAGAUAGCCCACACACCUCUCUUUGGACCUCCCCAACCCACCAGAGUACUAGGAACUACAAGCACUAUCCCCAUUCAGCCUACCAUGACACGGCCUACACUUGGGGAGGUCACUGCAUUGCCAACACCACCAAGCACAACUAAAAAACCCAAGCCCUCUUCCACAAAAAAAUCUAAGACUCGCAAACCCUCCACUCCAGCUCCCCGGGAACCAAAGUCCACCACUCCUAAACCACCCAAGCGCACCACAGCUUUCUCUCUGCCUCCAGAGUCAAAUACAACUCCAGAGAUCCGCAACCCCAUUGAUCAGGUUACUGCAUGGGUUGGAACAUACUUUGAGGUUAAGAUUGCUGCCGAUGCAUUCUAUGACCGAGAGGAUGGUACUACCGACAAGCUCCGUUUGACUUUAAAGAGGACUCCCAAAGAACCAGUGAGUGAAACAUCAUGGAUCCAGUUCAACAGCACUAUCCAGCUUUUGUAUGGCCUUCCAGAAGAACAGCACGAGGGGAAUCAUGAGUACUUCAUGUUGGCCACAGAUAAAGGAGGGAAGAGCAUCAUGGAUGCAUUUGAGGUUCGAGUCCACCGCUGGUCUAAUAAUGACAAACCUUCAGUAAUGUUUACUGCUCACUUUCAUGGUGACCCCAAAACUUUAAGCAAUGAUGUGCAUAAAAAGAUUCUUUUGACUAAAAAGCUGGCUUAUGCCCUGGGUGACCGGAACAGCAGCACGGUGACCUUGAGGAACAUUAGUAGUGGCUCAAUUGUUGUGGAAUGGACCAAUAAUAGUCUCCAGCAGAGUCCUUGUCCAAAGGACCAGAUCACAAUUCUCAGCAACAGGAUUGCUGAUCAUCAAGGAAAACCUAAACUGGCCUUUAUCAAAGCCAUGGAGCCUGAAUUCAAACCCAUUAUCAUCUCAGUUCGUGGCACCAAUAAAUGCCAGAAAUACACAUUCAUCCCACCAGGAGAGGUGCCAAUGCCUGUUCUUCCUACAGCUACACCUUCACCUGGAACAGGUCGUAGGAGCAGUGAUGAUGUUUACCUGCAUACUGUCAUUCCUGCUGUAGUGGUAGCAGCCUUGCUGCUCAUUGCUGGGAUCAUUGCUAUGGUCUGCUAUCGCAAGAAGCGUAAGGGGAAGAUGACCAUAGAGGAGCAGGCAACUUUCAUCAAGAAGGGAGUUCCAAUAAUAUUUGCAGAUGAGUUGGAUGAUUCAAAGUCACCACCGUCCUCGAGCAUUCCUCUUAUCCUUCAGGAGGAAAAGCCCCCACUUCCUCCUCCAGAAUACCCUAACAUGUCUGGCCCCCACAGCACACUGCUAAACCAGGAUCUGCUGGAGGAAUAUUCAGUUUAUCAAGAUGAUGAUCCUAAUGCCCCACCUUACCAGCCUCCCCCACCAUUUACUGUGCCCAUAGAGGGCAAAGGCUCUCGCCCUAAGAACAUGACCGCGUACAGGUCACCACCUCCCUACGUGCCUCCCUAACGCAUACUGGGGCUUUUAGUUUGGAAAGCAGGUGCAAUCUAGGGAUGCUUGUUGAAAAAUUACUACAGGAGUAAUUUUACAUGUUUAAUGAACUGGCUUUGACUUUAUAGAGAAGCAGGCAACCAUAAUCAUAUAUCUGACCAUCAUGGAUAAGACAAUACACCAUACAAUUCUACUACAGGCACAGGGCGAAUGGAUGAAGAAGUGUUUGUAAAUUUUUUUUUUU